AUGUGGGAGUUUAACAGAGAAGUACAUGUACUAUUUAUUGAUUUCAAGAAGGCGUAUGAUUGCAUACAUAGAGGAUCUCUGCUGAAUGUACUAAGACAGUUCAAAUUGCCCCAGAAAUUAAUUAAUUUGAUAAAAUCAAACAUCCUACACACGGAAAUUAAGAUUAAAGUUGGCAAUAUUUUAUCACAAGGGAUAUCAGUAUCGACUGGUUUGAGACAAGGGGAUGCUCUGUCACCCAUACUAUUUAAUAUUGCGUUAGAAAAGGUCAUCAGGGAGAGCCGUAUUGAAGAAAACGGAAUACGUUUAGGAGGUUGCAUAAUAGGAGUAUUGGCCUACGCAGACGACAUAGCUUUACUUGCGGAAAGUAAGGAAAAUCUCAAGGAGCAAGCGGGAAAACUUCUAGAUACGGCAAAAAGAAUAGGUUUAGAAAUAAAUGCUGAGAAAACGGAGUACCUAAUUAUGCAUAGAGGAGAGGUCGCGGAUCAUGUCCACCCUUUUUUAGAAGUUGGACAGUACAAGUUUCAGAGAGUGAAAGAAUUCAAAUAUCUGGGAUCAAUUUUGACAGAAAAAAACGAUGAACUUACUGAAAUAAAAGCAAGACUCCAAUCCGGUAAUAAAUGUUACUACGGACUAAUUAAUGUGUUAAAGACGAGAACGAUAUCGAAGAACCUCAAGAUACAACUGUAUCGCACCCUCAUCCGUCCAGUGGUAAUGUACGGUUGUGAAAUAUGGACGUUACGGAAAUCAGAUCAAAACAGACUACUGAUAUUUGAAAGAAAAAUAUUAAGAACAAUCUUCGGACCGUGUAUAGACGAUACCACAAGGGAAUGGAGAAUUCGAAAAAACGAGGAACUUAAACAGUUGUACCAAAUGCCCUAUAUAAUUAGAAAAAUAAAAAAAAGAAUACUCCAAUGGGCAGGACAUGCAUGGAGAAAAGAAGGAACUCUAAUACGAAUGGUUCAAUGUGGGACUCCCCAAGGAAAGAGACCCUUAGNUAAGUACUUACGUACUCAUAAAUAUAACAGUAUGUAUUUAUCAAUUGAUGUACUGUGAAGUAUGGACGUUACGGAAAUCAGAUCAAAACAGACUACUGAUAUUUGAAAGAAAAAUAUUAAGAACAAUCUUCGGACCGUGUAUAGACGAUACCACAAGGGAAUGGAGAAUUCGAAAAAACGAGGAACUUAAACAGUUGUACUAAAUGCCCGAUAUAAUUAGAGAAAUUAAAAAAAAGGAGACUCCAAUGGGCAGGACAUGCAUGGAGAAAAGAAGGAACUCUAAUACGAAUGGUUCAAUGUGGGACUCCCCAAGGAAAGAGACCCUUAAGAAGACCCCGACUAAGUUGGGAAGACCAAGUCAGGAAGGACGUACAAACAAUAAACUCAAGGGCCGAAUGGAAUAUCAUAGCGAUGGAUAGUGUGAAAUGGCAAGAUGUAUGUUUGAAUGUAUGA
Cinara cedri is the source of this 1448-nucleotide messenger RNA. Lineage: Eukaryota; Metazoa; Arthropoda; Insecta; Hemiptera; Aphididae. The record is from the annotation of a GenBank genome assembly.